Messenger RNA from Acytostelium subglobosum LB1, 729 nucleotides. RefSeq lists its product as hypothetical. The transcript is spliced from 4 exons. Bases 1 to 729 code for a protein of 242 amino acids. The record is from RefSeq and is a predicted model, not a curated record. Lineage: Eukaryota; Evosea; Eumycetozoa; Acytosteliales; Acytosteliaceae.
AUGAAUUAUAUACUAUCUAUAUUGUUGAUAGUGACAAUAGUUAAUGUUGUUGAUUCAUCAACAUUACAUAAUGUAAAGGAUAUAACUUAUACUAUAUAUCAAGGUGUUGAUCAACAUAAAAGUAGAUGUACUGUUGUAUUCAAACCUAGAUUACUGCCACAGAACUAUAUAGAUAUAGACUCUAAUCAUACAAAGCAAGCAUUCACUUCAACAUGCUCUCAUCUUACUAUUGAGAACAGACAGAAGCAUCAAUUGAACAAUGCUAUAUUCACAACAAAGAUUACAAGUGAUCAACAGAUACAGAAUAAUAAGGAUAGUAUACCUAUUAUAUGCUCAAUCCCAAGAAGUGUAUUGAACAAUACACAGUUGACUUAUGAGAGACUGAAGUUGCAUUUGAAUGCCAUCAGUCUGAAUCUGGAAGGUUGCAGCUAUCACAUCACACAGCCACCUGCUUCAAUCGCAGACACUUUUGAUCCAUCCACCAACAACAUCUUUGUCUCUAUCGACAUUGCUCAUAUGGCACAGAAGCCAGCGAUUGAACCACCAGUAUCAGAGCAGGAGAAAGAAGCUGGCGAGAAGUCAUUCCUCCAGAAAUAUUGGUACUAUGUACUCCCAUUGGUCAUUAUAACUGUACUUAACCUUGUUAUGGGUGCUGGAGGUGGAGGCGAGGAAGGCCCAGCAGCUGGCAAUGGAGGAGGAGGUGGAGGUGGAAGAAGAUCAAACAAAUAA